Messenger RNA from Telopea speciosissima, 1959 nucleotides. Its product is annotated as disease resistance protein L6-like. The transcript is spliced from 4 exons. The record is from RefSeq and is a predicted model, not a curated record. Gene Ontology annotation, molecular function: ADP binding; ATP hydrolysis activity. Gene Ontology annotation, biological process: defense response; signal transduction. NCBI's taxonomy places the organism in Eukaryota, Viridiplantae, Streptophyta, Magnoliopsida, Proteales, Proteaceae. Bases 1 to 1959 code for a protein of 652 amino acids.
AUGUUUAUCAAUUUCAGAGGUUCAGAUACUCGCACAAACUUUGUCAGUCUGCUUUACAAUGCUCUAAUAAAAGCUAGAAUCGAAGCAUACAGAGAUAACGAAGAACUCUUGGAAGGAGAAGAGAUUUGCCCAUCUCUUCUAAGAGCUAUCCGAAGGUCUGAAAUCUCGAUUCCUGUCAUCUCUGAAAAAUAUGGAGAGAGCAAAUAUUGUCUCUUGGAACUUGCUGAGAUUUGGGAGUGCCGUAAAUCUAACGGUCAAACCAUUCUACCUGUAUUCAUUAAUGUUGAACCACGGGAUGUUCGACAUCAGACUGGAAGUUUUGAGGUUCCAUUUCAGGAACACCAGAGGAAGUAUAAGCCUGCUAUUGUAGAGAGCUGGAAGAAUGCUUUGAAAGAGGUGGGAGAUCUAAAGGGAUGGACUCUCAAGGGGGACGCAACCAUUGAGGAUCAGUCAAAUUUAGUCGAGUUAAUUGUUCAAACGGCUUUGAGAGUACUAAAACGCACCCCAUUGGAUGAAUGUAAACACCCUGUUGGAAUAGAUUCCCACAUUGAUAAACUACUUCCUUUGUUAAAUACUGUUUCCGAUGAUGUAAGAUUUGUGGCAAUAUGUGGCAUGGGCGGCCUUGGAAAGACAACUAUUGCAAAGGCUGUCUAUAAUUGCAUCUUUAGAAGCUUUAAUGGAAGUAGCUUUCUUAUAGAUGUGAGAGAAGAAGCUUCACAAGGAAAUAAGGGUUUAGUUUCUUUGCAGAAGCGACUUCUUAAAGAUAUCUUGGACAGGGACGAAGACAUAAGCAAUUCUUCUCAAGGAUCAAAAUUGUUAGAAAAGAGACUUCAUAGAGAAAAAAUUCUUCUUAUUCUCGAUGACGUGGACAAUUAUAAACAACUUGAUGCAUUAGCUGGUGGAAUAAAUUGGUUUGGUCAAGGAAGCAGGGUCAUCAUAACAACUAGAGAUGACCAUUGUUUGAAUGUACAUAAAUCUGAUAAAGAUAUCAAAAUAUAUAAGCCUAAAGAACUAAAUGCUGAGAAUUCUCUUCAACUCUUUAGUUUGCAUGCCUUUUCAAUGAGCAAACCUCCUGAAGAUUUUAAGGAGCUUUCAUGUGAAGUCGUGCAACAUGUUGGUGGAUUACCCCUAACCCUAGAGGUGUUGGGUUCUUUUCUAUGUGACAAAAACAAAGAUGAAUGGAAAGAUACAUUAAGAGGAUUGAAAGAUAUCGUUGAUAACAAGGUCUCUGGAAUGUUGAUAAGAAGCUAUGAUGAUGAGGUCUUUGCAAGGUUGAUGAUAAGUUACGAAAAACUAAGUGACCAAGCAAAAAUCAUAUUUCUUGAUAUUGCAUGCUAUUUCAUUGGGUGGAAAGCAGAUUGCCUUUUAUAUUCUUAUCCUUGGAAUGGAGAAGAAGCAAUUCCAUUAUGGGAAGCUUGUGAGUUGAAUCCAAGAUUAGCCAUAAAAGAACUUACUCAAAAGCACCUCCUAAAGAUUGAUGAUCAUGGCAGAUUGAGAAUGCAUGAUGAACUUCGAUUUAUGGGAAGAAGAAUUGUCUUGAAAGACAUCAAUGGGGAUCCUACCAAGCGUACCAGAUUGUGGUCUGCUAAUGAGAUCUUAGAAGUAUUAGAAAAAGGCAAGGGAACUCAAAUGGUUGAAGGUAUCCUCCUUCCGUCUGGAGUGGAAAUAGAUGAUUUAAGCUUUGAUGACUUUGCCAAGAUGCCCAAUUUAAGAUUUCUCAAAGUUGACAAGAAAAUCAUCACUGGGGAUUUUUCGCACCUUCCUUCUAAAUUAAGAUGGUUCAGUUACCAGUUUGCCCGUUUGAAAAUUCCACCAGUCAAUUUUUAUCACGAUGAACUAGUUCAUCUUGACUUAUCUUGGAGUUACAUCAACAUGGAAUGGAAUGAUAGACCUGAAAAUAAUACAAAGACUCUACCGACUUCUUCUCAUGGUUUCCAUGUUUACAAAGAUUGGAUCUGA